CCGUCGAGGUGGAAGUUUCCAGAAGUGCCCACGCACGCUCCCCAAAUACCUUCCUCUAGCUGACUCCCUUCCCUCUCCGCCCUCACGAGUCGCAGCCCAGUCUCCCUCUCGUCUCUCCGCCCAAGUCCUCUCCCCGGCGAGACGAGUCGUGUCCCCCCCCGCCCUGCCGCCGCCGCCCCAUCGCCCCCAUCCGGACUCGGAUCGACCCCUCGGAUGGCUGAUGAUAAUCCCCAUGGGGCCAGCAGUUCGACGGCGAAGCCAGCUGAUGAUCCGGAGUCUACCAUUGAGAUCAACAUCAAGACCCUGGAUUCGCAAGUCCACAAGCUUCGCGUGAACAAGAAUGUGCCUGUUUUGGUCCUAAAAGAGAAGAUAGUUGAUGCAACUGGGGUUCCUCUCGAUCAGCAGCGGUUGAUUUUUAGGGGAAGAGUCUUGAAGGAUGAUCACCUCCUAUCAGAAUACCAUUUGGAAGAUGGAUUUACAUUGCAUCUGGUCGCUCGGCGUGCAGCUGAGGGCCAGAGUUCUUCUGGGGCUUCUGAAGGAAAUACACACACCAAUGUAAAUGUUGCUGGAAAUGGAGGAUUGUUGGAUGAUAUUUCCAGGAGUGUUCGAGAUCUUCUUGGUUCCUUAGGCGUUGCAAUGUCUGGUGGUGUCACCAACGCAGCAUUUUCGGUUCCUUUGACGACUGCACCAGAAGGGGCAAAUAAUGUCCCUGGAAGAACUCAGCCAGUAAACCCAGCACAACCAGGGUUCUCAGUUAUGAAUCAUCAAAUUCAUGUAACACAACUUCAACCAGGAGGAAUACCUCGCAACAUGGUUAUUCCAGAUUCUCUGACAACUCUUUCGGAGUACAUGGAACGCGUGGACCGAGUAUUACAGAAUAAUGGUACUCCACCAUCCAGGGAUUCAGAAGGCCAACAACAACCAAUGGCAGAUGAUGCCAAUGUCAACCCAAGAUUUCCAAGUCCUGAGGUUUUGGCUUCAGUUAUUGAGAGAGCCCAACAACUUCUUAGUGGCAGUGCAGCUUCUUCUCUUUCUCACAUUGCACAACGUAUUCGGCAAGAUGGUGGCACUGGGGAUGCAUCUAUUCGUCGCGAGAUCCAAACUGAAUCAGUUCAGCUGGGAAUUGCAAUGCAACAUUUGGGUGCCAUGUUUUUUGAGCUUGGUCGGACAAUGAUGAUGCUUCGCACAGGGCAAUCUCCUUCUCAAGCUUUUGUAAAUUCUGGCCCUGCAGUUUAUAUAAACUCCACAGGACCAAAUCCAAUCAUGGUUCAGCCAUCAUUUCAAAAUACUCCUCCUUUUGGAGUUUCGAACAUACCAGUUUCUGGUGCUUUUGGUAUUGUUGAUACUUCUCGAUCAUCUGGUUUUGGAGAUCCUUUUCGAAAUAUUAAUGUCCAAAGUAGCGUUGCAUCUGCAACAAGUGGUUCAUCUGCUGGUACGACCACCACUUCUGGAGGGGCUAUCAAUGGGAACCGCCAAGAUGCAGCAAGAACUCAAGGAGGUAACCCACCAGGUCACCCAGCUGCAACACGUGGAUUGCCAACCAGAACAGUAGUUGCAGCUAUUCCAGCGCGGUCCUCAGCUGAGGCUCCAAACCAUGUCCUAAAUGUUGUCCUUCCUGUUCAAGUGAGAGGUCAAGUUGCCGUGCCUAAUCAGUCAACCUCCUCUCAAGGUUCUCAGACAGCAGUGGGAGCCCAACCAAAUGCAACAUCUGCUGUUUCACAAGCUUCUGUAGGCGGUGUUGCUGGUGCUCACCCUUUAGUGGCACAGAUAAAUGCAUUGGUAGCCAAUGCAUUGGCUGCCAAUGCACCUGGUCAGGUUUCUUCAUCUGUACAAAGUGCAGCAGACCAGGGAUUUCACCUGACUACAGACAGCAGAGCUGGUGUGCUGAGUUCUUCAACACCAACUACUACACCACAGCAGAAUGAUCCUUCAGGUACUUGUGGUUCCACUUUGUCAUCUCAAGACAUGAAUGCUGUAAAUGUUCCAAGUCUUGACAGUAUACAACAGCAUCCACAAUCGGAAGAUACCAGUGCAGAUACAGCCAACUUAUCAGGAGACCCUGCAUCCACCUGUACUCAUGAUGCUCCUUCGAGCACAUCAGCAGAAAAAUCUGCGCUGAAGAACAAAUCCUCGGAUGGACUGGGUUCACAAGCCCUUGAGCCUUCUGCAAGUGGCAGCUCUGAACCAGUAGGUCUUGGUGGAGGUCUGAUUCCAAAGAGACGGAGCAGAGCGGCAAAGCCAUCUGGGAGCACAACUGAUCCUGGUAGGGAUUCAUCUUCAGUCAGCCAAAACCAAGAUGCUGUUUCGGUGGCCCAGCAGUUUCUGCAAAGUUUUGCUUCACAAAAUACUAACCCAAGCCAACGCAAUGCCCCCACCUCUGGCCCUCCAUCCUCGAGACCACAGCCUACUGGAGUUCCUCCAAGAAGACAGGGUGGUGAAGGACAACCUGAUAUUGGCAGCAUGAUAUCUGGUAUGCUCAACAACCCAGUUUUUGGGAAUCUGUUGUCAAAUGUCGCAACGCAAGCAGGGGGUUCAAGUGCUGACUUGAGGAGCGUGAUGGAAGGAUUGCAGAGCCCUGCUGUUGUAGAUACUAUAAGCAAUAUUGUGCAGAAUGUGGAUGAGCGAGACCUUGGGGCCAUGUUUGGUUCAGGCAGGGGGCAAGGUGGCAUGGAUUUGUCUAGAAUGUUGCAGCAAAUGAUGCCUGUUGUAUCCCAAGUUCUCGGUGGAGCAGGGGCCCAACCUGUUGGUGCUAAUAAUGGGCAAUCUAGAUCACAGACUCGGUCAAGUGACACUGCAGGAGGAAAUAUGUUAAGCAGCAGCAACUCUCAGAUUGAUCUCCAUCAAGCUCGUCAAAGCAUUGAGCAACAUGAAUCUCCAGAGAAUAUCUUCAGUGCUGUCCUUGAGACUGCUGCUCAGGCUUAUGGUGAAGAUGACAGCAUUCGGAGCAUGCUCGAAGAGCUUGCCAGUGAUCCAGAGCUCACCAAUGACUACCUGAGACUUCUGCUCGAGCAAUUUCAGCAGAGGUUGCAGUCAGAAUCGCAGUCCGGGAGCCAAUCUUGAAGCAUUGACCGGCAAGGUCCUGUAGCCAUUCACCGUGAGAUUUAUCACUAACAUGGAAAACCAGAACUAAACUGUUGUUUGGGCGUUUUCAUUAUGAGGCGUCCGGUGGGUGUACAUGUGGCAUUGUAAUUUUCCCCUGAGAUAUCGGUGCAGCAUAUUGCAUACUGCGGUUAAAAUUGUUUUUACCAAUUUUGCUAGUGGUACAUACAGCGAGUUUUAAAGGUAGAAUUCUCUGGAUCUUGUGGAUAAUUUGGCAAUGCCAUAUCUAUGCAAUGGUCGCCGAACUAUAUAUUUUCUAGGCAAA
Molecule: messenger RNA, 3364 nt
Organism: Setaria italica (foxtail millet)
Lineage: Eukaryota; Viridiplantae; Streptophyta; Magnoliopsida; Poales; Poaceae
Product: large proline-rich protein BAG6
Exons: 17
Coding region: 214-3060 (948 amino acids)
Cellular component (GO): BAT3 complex
Molecular function (GO): polyubiquitin modification-dependent protein binding; misfolded protein binding
Source: RefSeq, a predicted model, not a curated record